This is a messenger RNA of Coccidioides posadasii C735 delta SOWgp, 2470 nucleotides long. RefSeq names its product serine/threonine protein kinase, AGC (gene NRC2). NCBI's taxonomy places the organism in Eukaryota, Fungi, Ascomycota, Eurotiomycetes, Onygenales, Onygenaceae. Gene Ontology annotation, molecular function: ATP binding; protein serine/threonine kinase activity. The record is from RefSeq and is a predicted model, not a curated record. Gene Ontology annotation, biological process: protein phosphorylation. Gene Ontology annotation, cellular component: nucleus; plasma membrane; cytoplasm.
GAAGAGGGUUAAAAGGAAAAAGAAAAAAAAAAGUGACGUUCGUUUAGAGCCGGAAGUUCAAUUUCGGCCAAAAGUGGUAUCGCGUCAUCGUUUCUUCGUCUUGAGUUUCAUGUCCAGUUAUUACGAUCCCGCGUAUCCUGUUUCACCGUCGUCGUUUGUUUGACGAUCCUCGGCACUGCGUGUGUCUCCUGUGUUGUCCUUUCACCUCGACUUCGCUCGACACGCCGGUGAAGAGCAAUGACACAGCUAUUCAACUCCUCCUCCGGUUCGUCUGGUGUUGGGUCAGAGAAACGUCCAUUCCCCGGCCUCUCGCUCCCCAGCAGAAAACAUUCCGGCGAUCCAUCCCAUUUCCCAACCAGACUAAAGAAUUUCUUCCGGAUAAACAGCUCCUCCUCAUCGAAUACCCCGACCGUCAGCAACAGUGGCGGCGGUAGCGGGAGCGGUGGUGCCCAUCAUACCUCCUCCGGUCACGCACACCUCUCGACUAAGCCUGAGAGCAAGUCUACUUUUAGACAGUCUCGCUUCCUCCCUACGAUUGGUCGGAAUCGGUCUACUACAGUUGCCAGCGAAGGUAAUCCGCUCGAUGAAAUUGCCUCUCCGACCGCCGAUGCGAACCCGUAUUUCCAUCAUCAGGGUUAUCCGGCUUUACGACAUCGGAACGAUGACAGUGCUCCUUCCUCGCCCCCGGAUACACCGGAGUUGCAGGUGGAGGGCGUCCCGGCAUCAGACCAGGCCACCGCGGCCGGCAAAGAAGAGCUGGCUAGGAAGCUGAGAAGAGUGGCGUCGGCGCCCAAUGCCCAGGGAUUGUUCAGCGGCGAUGGCUCGGGUGAUCGACCAAAGACUGCAGAGCUGGGGAAGGAGCCGUUGGUUGCCUCCGGGGGAGCUUCGCCCAAGCUGAGCUUUGUCGAUCAGCCGGGAUCCCAGGCCGCUUCGAUCUCCGAUGAACGUGCUUCAACCCUAUCGGUUCCCCGGAGUUUUGUCAAUUGUCGACGGACGUAUAGCUCGAAUUCGAUCAAGGUGCGCAAUGUGGAGGUGGGCCCCGGAAGCUUUGAUAAGAUCAAGUUGAUUGGGAAAGGCGAUGUCGGCAAAGUCUACCUGGUUCGCGAGAAGAAAUCGAAUAGACUAUAUGCCAUGAAAGUUUUGAGCAAGAAGGAGAUGAUAAAGCGGAAUAAAAUCAAGAGAGCCUUGGCGGAGCAAGAGAUUCUGGCCACGAGCAAUCAUCCGUUCAUCGUUACGCUGUAUCACUCGUUCCAGUCUGAAGAGCAUCUUUAUCUUUGCAUGGAGUAUUGCAGUGGCGGGGAGUUCUUUAGAGCCCUCCAAACACGACCUGGAAAAUGUAUUCCGGAAGAUGACGCCCGUUUCUAUGCUGCAGAGGUGACAGCUGCCUUGGAGUACCUUCAUUUGAUGGGAUUCAUAUAUCGGGAUCUCAAACCGGAAAAUAUAUUGCUACAUCAAUCAGGGCAUAUCAUGUUGUCAGACUUCGACCUCUCCAAGCAAUCUGGCCCCGGGGGUGCCCCUACGAUGAUAGUUGGUCGCAACGGGACUUCGUCAUCUUCUCUACCCACGAUCGACACUAAGUCAUGUAUCGCCAACUUCCGGACAAAUUCUUUCGUCGGAACAGAGGAAUAUAUUGCGCCUGAGGUUAUUAAAGGCGAUGGACACACAAGUGCUGUUGAUUGGUGGACCUUGGGCAUUUUGAUAUACGAGAUGCUUUACGGAAUUACGCCGUUCAAGGGCAAGAAUCGAAACGCUACGUUCGCAAAUAUCUUGAGGAACGACGUGCCGUUCCCCGACCAUGCGGGUGCCCAACAAAUAUCGAACCUCUGUAAAUCCCUCAUCCGCAAGCUCCUUAUCAAAGACGAAACGAAACGACUAGGUGCCCGUGCCGGCGCGUCGGACGUCAAGACACAUCCUUUCUUCCGCACCACCCAGUGGGCGCUCAUUCGACAUAUGAAACCACCGAUGAUUCCUCACCAAGGCCGCGCUAUUGAUACCGUGAAUUUCCGCAACAUGAAGGAGAGCGCGAGUGUUGAUAUCGGUGGCACAAGCAAAUUGAAAGGUGUGCCGAUGGACUCGGGGCUUGCAACGCCAGGAGAACAGAUACCCGAUCCUUUUGAGGACUUCAAUAGCGUCACUCUUCACCACGACGGCGAUUAUCAUGGACAGCUGGCUGAUGAUAGCUUCAAUGGGUAUAGAGCAUGAUUUUUUUUUUGACUUUCCUUUUUUUUCUUCUUGUCUUCUUCGCUAAGAUACGCACUGCUUGUUGUUUUCUGCUUUUCAUUUGCAUUGCCACAUAUGCUCGUGGGCGUUUUCGGAGUGCGGUUUGAGUGAUUGUUCCGUUUCUAGCCCCUGCACGGCUCCGUUUCUGUUUCAAUCAAUCCCCAAUAUUACCCAUCUGCCUUUCCUCCAGAAUGUGCCGACCUUUUCAGAGCCGACUCUUUUAUUUCGCCUGUUCCUCCUCACCUUUCGC